Molecule: messenger RNA, 375 nt
Organism: Staurois parvus
Lineage: Eukaryota; Metazoa; Chordata; Amphibia; Anura; Ranidae
Source: the annotation of a GenBank genome assembly
UCCCUCGGACACAGCGGAUCACCGAUCUAUGGAAAGAGCCAAAGAUGUCGGCUCGGUCAUGUGAUCAGCUGUGUCCAAUCACAGCUGAUCGCAUGGGACAUCUACACUGAUCAUCAGGGCACUCAUGAUCAGUGUGCCCUGAUGAUCAGUGUGGCCCCAGAAGUGCCACCUGUCAGUGUCCAUCAGUGCCAGCUGCCAGUGCUGAACAGUGCCACGUGCAUGUGCCACAUCAAUGCCACAUAUCAGUGCCUACCAGUGCACAUUAAUGCCACAUAUCAGUGCCCAUCUGAGCUGCCUUUCAGUGUCACCCAUCAGUGCCAGUCAGUGCCACCUAUCAGUGCUGCCAAUCAGUGCCACCUAUCAGUGCCAGUCAGU